This is a messenger RNA of Rotaria socialis, 873 nucleotides long. The record is from the annotation of a GenBank genome assembly. Lineage: Eukaryota; Metazoa; Rotifera; Eurotatoria; Philodinida; Philodinidae.
AUGCCGUUCGAACAAUCUCUAGUAUUGCCUGUAUACGGUAGGAUUAAAUAUCUAGGUAAAGCAUCUUCUAUUUAUAUUAUUAAUUUGCCAUCACGUCCUGAUCGACGAACACAAUCUAUUGCUCUCAUGCAAACAUUGAAUGUACAAGCGUCUAUCGUUCCGGCUUAUUCAAUUAAUUCGCCUGACGUUCUGAUUUUGAAUCGAAAUCGAAAUAGUUUCUUUUUAAAGCUAACUGAACUAGCUUGUUGGGCAAGCCAUAUGCGCGUAUGGGUUACUAUUGUUAAUAAAACAUUUUAUGAAAAUUUUAAUACAUGGUCAAUUGUAUUUGAAGAUGAUAUCGAUCUUGAAAUUGAUCUACCAUACAUAAUUCAAACGAUUCCAUAUUCGAUAUGGAACAGUGCUGAUUUAAUCUAUCUUGGCCAUUGUGCUAAUCCACCUGGAAAACUUAUCUAUGAAACAUCGAAGCAUAUGCAUCGGAUUCAUCAAGCACUUCAUCCAAGUUGUACGCAUGCAUAUAUAAUUCGAUCAGGAACAGCGAAAAAACUCGUUAAUCUAUUAUCGAAACCUUCGCUACCCAUUGAUGAUUCAAUAAUAAAGCUUGUUAAUGAUUGUCAACUAGUUGUCUAUAGUAUUCAUCCUCCAUUAGCAAUACAAAAAUCGGUUUCUAAGACUAAUCCAUCGGAUGUUAAUAAAAUAAAUCGGCAAUCAUGGAUGUAUCGUAUUCAAUUGGCAAUUUAUACGUUUUUACAAUGGUGGAAUGGUGUAAAAAUUCAUAAUGAAUUACAGAAAUCAGCGUUGACAAGGGCUAAUUUAACUAAAGCUAAAUCUUGGAGACUGAAGUAUGAGAAAGAAAUUUGGAAAAAUUAUUUAUGA